GCGAGAUACUAUUCCAUCCUUUUCUCUUAUCCCAAGAUUCGCGUGCGGCCUAUUUUUAGUUUUAUACGCCCGAUCACCUACAGUCACGGGCUGGGCGCGAGGGAAAUGAAGUAUAAAAGACCGAUCAAGUGCCUGAACCAGUCAUUUUUUGGUCAGAGCACAUUCAACAUCGGAGUUCCAUUUGGCAUCCUAUCUUUUAUCCUCAGCAUUGCAAAGGCACCCUCACAUCAGCACACUUCUUACCAAGCACAAUCUUGCUGCAUUCGCAUCCACUUUCCCAAGCACGCCCACACCGUCAUUUAUCACGUCACCACAUCUGCAAUGUCUCGGUUCAACUCGCGCUCACGCUUCUCGCAUGCCCUGCUUGCCUGCCAAAUGACAAUAUGGAAAUGCAGCGUCUGCGGUGCGUGCUUUGAUAGCGAGCCCGAGGUGCAGGAGCACUUUGCCGCCGAACACCUGUUUGCGCCCCUGGACGAAUUCAUGUAAAGGAUUCUUUGACAAGGCUCCUUCCUGCAAUCACCCCUCUGCAUACCGUCACGAUUCCGUGGUUUUCUAUUUCUUCACGCAUCACCUGUAUUAUCUUUAUCCCCUCACUUUUUCUGGCACGGUGCGAGCGGCGCAUGGCUGACCAGACGCCACAUCUCUGGCGCCACGCACGG
Messenger RNA from Linderina pennispora, 659 nucleotides. RefSeq lists its product as uncharacterized. The record is from RefSeq and is a predicted model, not a curated record. The transcript has a single exon. NCBI's taxonomy places the organism in Eukaryota, Fungi, Kickxellomycota, Kickxellomycetes, Kickxellales, Kickxellaceae. The coding region runs from base 106 to 486 and encodes 126 amino acids.